Molecule: messenger RNA, 1864 nt
Organism: Acipenser ruthenus (sterlet)
Lineage: Eukaryota; Metazoa; Chordata; Actinopteri; Acipenseriformes; Acipenseridae
Product: transcription initiation factor TFIID subunit 11-like
Exons: 6
Coding region: 118-747 (209 amino acids)
Biological process (GO): RNA polymerase II preinitiation complex assembly; transcription initiation at RNA polymerase II promoter
Cellular component (GO): transcription factor TFIID complex; nucleus
Molecular function (GO): protein heterodimerization activity; transcription coactivator activity
Source: RefSeq, a predicted model, not a curated record
UGUGUAAAUAAAGUUUGUUGAAACAGGAACAGGAAGUGCUUAGAAACAACGAGAGCGGUGCAAGUGGACGGAUUUACACAGACAGCAUUGCGCUCUGCCGCCGCCGCCGAGCUCGUAAUGGCAGAUCCGAUGGUGAAGAUAGAAGCAGACACGAUGGCGGUGGACCGCGAUGCUGAACACCAGCAGGCAUCGAGAGAGCAUCACCUGCGCCACGACCCGACUGAGCCAUCAUCCGACACCUGGGACCCCAAAGAAAUCAAAGUGGAGGACGAGGACAAGCAGGACUCGUUCAAAGAGGCUGCUCCUGGGGAGCAGGGGGAACACGGAGAGCACUCUUCUGACGGCCCCCAGGCCAAGAAACUGAAAGCAGAACCGGAGAAGAGGAGGGAGAAGCGACAAAAAGUGGAUGAGGAUGAGAUCCAGAAAAUGCAGAUUUUAGUGUCAUCCUUCUCGGAGGAGCAGCUCAAUCGAUACGAGAUGUACCGCAGAUCAGCCUUCCCUAAAGCAGCUAUCAAAAGGCUGAUCCAGUCAAUCACAGGCUCCUCUGUGUCUCAGAAUGUGGUCAUCGCCAUGUCUGGCAUUUCAAAGGUCUUUGCUGGGGAGGUGGUGGAGGAAGCCCUGGAUGUGUGUGAGAAGUGGGGGGAGACGCCUCCGCUGCAGCCCAAGCACAUGAGAGAGGCGGUGCGGAGGCUGAAGAACAGAGACCAGAUCCCCAACACCAAGCACAAACGCGUCCUGCUGCAGUGAGGCAGUGACACAGGGGCCAGGCCAGAGACAUGAGCAGAGUUCACACUGCCAAGAAAACCCUCGAGCUGGUCCUGUCUGCCUGCCACUCUGCAAGCUAGUUCAUUCAGAUCAAUGAGAGCGGUAAGACAACUGACUGAAAAUACAAGGCACAGAAGAGGAAAAGACAUCAGCGGAGGUCAAUGCAUGCAAUCUGUAACUCCUACAUGCCUUAUGCAGUUUCACUAAAUUUAAACGCGGGUUUCUCAACAUUGGCUUUGAUGCAUCCGAGCUCUGUUGUAUUCAGCAAGCAGCGGAAACACAAUUUCCAAUCAGAGACUGGAAUUACGUUAAGAAGACUUUGCUGUGUAACCUCGGGAGCCUUGCCUCGUAGGCAGUCACUUAACAUCUCGAGUGAAUGCACAGUUGAACGUGUGAAUAUCUGAAUCACGCGCAGUGAUUUUUUUCAAGUGGACACCCACACAUCCACAAUGCUGUUUUUCUAACUGAAGGAAUUAGCUGGAAGUUGGCGUUGAUAUAAAAUAUUACCUCUGUAAUGUGGAGUACAUCUCUUGAAGGCAGUUUUACUGUGCAGUAUUUCGAAUCUGCUAUAUAUAUAUUUAUUUUUUAGUGCGGUGAUCACAGUCUCUGGUUAAAAAUAAUAAACAGUGGGUGCUGCUGUAUGUCAGUGUGAAAAGGCACAAAGCCAAAAAGUCUGGUAUGAAAAUAAACAUGAGCAUACGGUCCUUUUAAAUACCCGUGGAGAGAUACAAGCGGACAUUGGCAGAGUCACUAGUGCCCGCGGUGCACAGUACCACCGAUUCGAACUUCAGUGCAUCUCCGAAUUUCCUGCACGUUAUUUUUAAAAACCUGUUUUGUUGUCAUUUGCUUUAUGCUAUAUUUAGGCUACUUGAUUUAGCCCCUUCAUUUAAUCCCUAUUAAGAUUAAGCUCAUUUAUAACGUUCAGUGAGUGUUUUACUACCUAAUUAAAUAGCAGAAGGAAAAGCUGAUAUUUCUUUUGUUUUAUGCAAUGUAGAAGUUGGGCAAUUGUAUCUCCAGUUAGAACGUCAAGUGAUGCUUUGUACUUUUUUCCUGUGUGUAUAUUAUUGGAAUAAAGCCAGUAUGUUGUGUUCAAUUAAAA